Molecule: messenger RNA, 1716 nt
Organism: Colletotrichum truncatum
Lineage: Eukaryota; Fungi; Ascomycota; Sordariomycetes; Glomerellales; Glomerellaceae
Product: glucose dehydrogenase
Molecular function (GO): oxidoreductase activity, acting on CH-OH group of donors; flavin adenine dinucleotide binding
Source: RefSeq, a predicted model, not a curated record
AUGCCCAUCUUGGAACCCAUCCGACCUAUCCGCUGUCAAUCUUCAACUUCCACCGAGAUGAUCUGGGACAUAAUCGUCGUCGGAGGCGGGCUCGCUGGCUCGGUUAUCUCCAACCGGCUUGCAGAGUACCGCCCAGAGCUCAAGAUUCUCGUGGUCGAGGCCGGUGUCAACGCCAACGAACGCCAAGAUAUUGUGUGGCCAAAUUCAACAAACACCAUUGGCGGGGAUUUUGACUGGAAGCUUGCUUCAGUUCCCCAGGCACAUGUCGACAAUCGAUCCGUUACCCUCGCUCAGGGUAAAGCUCUGGGAGGCGGUACUGUGAUUAAUAUGGGAUUGUGGACCCGAGGCGACAAAGUCGACUAUGACCUCUGGGGUGAAACUGUCGGCGACGAUCGCUGGAGUUAUGACGGUCUUUUGCCCUAUAUGAAGAAGACUGAAAACUACUGGAACACAACCAUCAACCCCGACCAGCAUGGCUACGAGGGCCCUGUCAAUAUCCAGUCUAUCACGUCUACUAACCGUCCUUUUCCAUUGCGCGAGAAGGUCCUUCAGUCUUGGCAAGAGAUUGGCAUCGAGCCCAUCUCGCAGCUUGACGGAAACGCUGGAAACCCAAUUGGCGUUGCCGAGUACACCGAAAACAAGAUCAAUGGACGGCGACAAAUUGCAGCUGCCGUUUACUCAUUGGAAAAUGUGACUGUUUUGACGGAGACCGUAGUGGCCAAGGUCCUGUUCUCGAAUUCUACCAGAGGGUUGACGGCGACAGGCAUUCAGCUGGCCAACGGAACUCAGUUGCUGGGCCGCCAGACUAUCCUGUCUGCUGGUGCUGUCCACACACCGCAGCUUCUGAUGCUUUCUGGUAUUGGCCCUCGUGAUGAGCUCGAGGCCCUCGGAAUCGAUGUCAAGCUGGAUGCGCCCGAGGUUGGAAAGAAUUACGCUGACCACUUCCUUUCUCCUUCAUCCUGGAAUGUAAAGAACCCCGAAGAAGGUUGGGCUGUUGGCUCUCCGGCCUUCCCCACUGCUGAACAGUACAGAUGGGGAACUGCAACAGACUUCAUUGUCUGCUCCAGCGUACCCAAAGAGGGCCUCGCCAAGGCCAUCGAAGAGGAUGAGGGUGUUACUCCAGGUCCCGAUCACCCCCUUCUCAAGCAGGAGCGUACAUUCUUUGAACACUUCUUCCUCUACUCUGGCUCGACCGAUGGGUCUAAGCUUUCAAUUUCUGGCAUCUUCAUCUUGCCAAGCUCCCGUGGCUCCAUCAAGCUUGCUUCGGCAAACAUCACCGACUCUCCUCUCAUUGAUCCAAACUACCUCGGCACUGCGGUCGACCGCUACAUCGUCCGGGAGGGUAUCCGUCAAGAAAUUGCUUUUGCCGGCAGUGACGCCACCGUGCUGGGCCGAGAGGUUCUUAACGGCGAGGCUGUCCCGGCAGGAUUCGACGAGCCAUACAGCGUCAACUCAACUGAUGAGUACAUUGAUGCACGAAUUCGCGCUGCUGUUCGGUCUGUCCAUCAUCCCAUGGGAUCAGUCGCAAUGGGCAAGGUCGUGGAUACUGACCUCAAGGUUAAAGGAGCUCAAGGACUGCGGGUCGUUGAUGCUUCGGUUUUCCCAGUCGUGAUCUCUGCACAUCUUCAAGUGGCUACUUUCGCCCUCGCCGAGCAGGCUGCUGAGAUCAUUGCAAAUGAAAAGCCAAAGUGUGGUAGCAGAAGUUUGAGACAUUAG